AUGAUGAUGGUAAGUGUCGAUGUGGAGAAAUUGAGGGAAGUAUCGAUAUUGAUGGUAAGUGUCGAUGUGGAGAAAUUGAGGGAAGUAUCGAUAUUGAUGGUAAGUGUCGAUGUGGAGACAUCGAGGAAGGUUUUGACGUUGAUAGUAAAUCUCGAGGUAUCGAGAGAAAGUUUGAUGGUGAUGAUAAGUGUCAAUGUGAAGAUGUCCAGGGAAGGUUUGAAUUUGGAUGUGGAGAUAUCAAGGGAAGCUUCGAUGAUGAUGUUAAGUGUCAAUGUGAAGACAUUAAGGGAAGCUUUGAUGGUGAUGGUAAAUAUGGAUGGGGAGACAUCGGGGAAAUGUUCGAUGGUAAUGGUAAAUAUUGAUGUGGGGGUAUCAAGGGGUAUUUCGAUUGUGAUGGUAAUUCUAGGUUGGGUAUUGAGGGAAACUUUAAUGGUGAUGGUAAAUAUCAAUGUGGAGGUAUACAUAGGUGUUUUGAUUGUAAUGAUAAUUCUACAUUGGGCAUCGAGGGAAACAUCUAUGACAAUAUUAAAUACCAAUGUGGAGGUAUUGAGGGAUGUUCCGAUUGUGAUGGUAAAUAUGAAUUAG
Sphenostylis stenocarpa is the source of this 585-nucleotide messenger RNA. The record is from the annotation of a GenBank genome assembly. Lineage: Eukaryota; Viridiplantae; Streptophyta; Magnoliopsida; Fabales; Fabaceae.